UAAAGUAAUUCCAACGCGUUAAGGACACUAAUUCAAAUGGGAACUGCCGAUUGCUGCCACAGUGUUGCCACCUCGUUAACAUUUCAGUUCAUUUGCUGAGCUGCAAAAGCUGCAUGAAAAGGAGUAUUUUUCACUUUGAUGAUUGCAUGAAAUGGGAAAUUCUAAGAAGAAGAAAUUCUAACAUAAAAUCAGUACACCUCAUUUGAAUUUUUUCGGUCAGCUGCUAUUUAAAAAUAAAGAAGGAAAAAGGAAAUUUUGUUGUUAAUAGUUGACCAACGGCUGACAGUAUUCAUAAAUUUGCUGGCGCAAGAAUGGAUUGGUUAAUUCUAACCUCAUACUUUCUGUGGUUCUUUUCCCCUUUAUCCAAUCCGGUUGUGCAUAUAUGGUUAAGACUGCGAGGACCUCAAUAUAGCAUUCAUAUCGCAGUACCUGAUGUCUUCGAACCACCGGACAUCGAACAGAUUGUUCCGACAGAUUUCGUGGAACGCCCAGUGCAAAAGUACUUGAAUCCCUAUGGAGAUGAAUUUGAACAACAUCUCGGGAAUGGCGGCAAUAUGGACUCCAUGCACACCACGCAGGCGCAACAAGCUGAACGGCAGGGCAGAAAGAAAUCGCCGCUAUUUUGGAUCCAACUGAGCAAAAGCUUCAGCAUUGUGGCCUACGACAAUCCCAGGACCGUCUAUCUGCAUUAUGAGAGAAUUUUCGAGGGUGUGAAUCGUGUCACCUGGGUCAAUCUCAAUCUAGCUAGCCAAUUGCUUUGGCUGGUCUAUUUGCUGUGUCUGGCGGCUGGCGUCGUUGAGAUGUUCGCCUAUAUGCUGUGUGCAGGCUCGGUGAAGUUCCUCAAAUGGCUACCCAGCACGAUUAUGGGGUUAUGCUCGUCUCCACAAGUCGAAGGAUCUUUGCGACAAUUGUUGCCCCAGACGGCACACCUGGAAGCCGUGGCUAUGUUUAGAGCACUCCUGGAGAUUUAUGCUCCCGUUUUAAACCAGCCUGAAACGCCUGUUGAUGCCCCGUCGCUGGCAGGUGAAUCCGAAAACAAUGAAACGUCUGGCGAAUCCGACAUAGUUUCUAAAAUUCAGCAGACGGAUAGCGCACGAUCUUCCGAAUCCGGCGCAAAAAGCGCACGGUUCAGUGACGCCCCACAACAAUAUGUUGAAAAACCGGAUUUGGAUCAGGAAAAUAGACCGGAAGACAUGUCAUAUGAGACUCUGGUUGAGAUGAUGGAAUUCGAGUUCCAGCUAAGAAAUCUGUUUGGCGAUGAAAGGCCGUUCGGUCCGGCCUCAGAGCAACAUGCUCCAAUCACAGAUUUGAAUAUUCAAGAAGUUAACGAGGCAUUUCCAGAGACUCAAGACAGCGAUUUAAAAUUGGAAAUCCAACUGGAGUUCAGCAAAGCGCAACAAGUUGUUCUUAUUAAAUCUGAAGAAAGUUUUUAUAUUGAGAAAAAUGAUGAAGAACCUUUCCAGAUUGUCGAAACUGAACAACGGAAUCGGGACAGCAACAUCAAGUCGUUAACCCAGCUGGACUUCCCCGAGGCCCCUCCAAAAAAUAAUCCAUUUGAGUCGAAAGAAGCUUUUAACAUAGAAGAAAAUGAUCAGAUAUUGCCAGUUAGGACUGCAGAUCUCUUACCGAUCCCGGAUGCUGCUGAAGAACCUCUCAAGGUUGACGAUGCCGAGCAGGGGAAUGACGUGCGGGUGGGCGGAUCCGAAAUCCAAACUCAGUCAAAUGAUUUUAUGUCAGUUUCCGACUCCUCAGAACUGUCAAUAAACAUGCAAGAAUCUGAGGAACUUUCCAUAUUUGAAGAUUCUGAAAAUUUUGCCUCAUACAUAGACGGCUCUGAGACAUCUUCAGAUAAACACGACAUCUUGGCAACUAAGCCAGGCGAUGUUCCAUUUAAGCCACUCGAAAUUUUUCAUAUUGAAGAUAAUGAGACUUUCCCAGAUUCUGUUGAGAAAUCUUUUCAGAUUGUAGAACCCGAGCUUGGCGAUGAGAAACAAGUUGCCAUGAGAAUUGGAUCUAGGAAACCAUCAAACAACCAAGAUCCCGACGCACAGGCUCAGUUCGAUUAUAUAUCAAUUCCCGAAUUAUUGGAAUCUGAGGAACUUUCGAUAAUUGAAGAAACCGAUAAGGAAGCAGAGUCGGAAUGUUUUAUAUCAAUUGUAGACGGCUCUGAGACAUCUGCCGAGAUUCAAGAUAUUGCUUACAAUUUCACAGAAUCUUUAAAAGAUAUUCGAUUUACAAAAGAAACCUUUUUCAUGGAUCAAAAUGAUGAUUUAUUGCCAGUACAGUCUGCGGAUUCAGAACCAACAUCAGACCCUGCCGAGGAACCUAUAAGGAUUGAAGAAACUGAGCAGGUGAACAGGGACGAUAUCAAAGACUCAACUGAAGCUUUUGCAGACGUUGUUCCAUCGAAAUCGGAAGGAAACGAUGACACAUGGCAAGAACAGUUUGCAAAUUUAUUAAAGAUCUCGAAUGAGGAUUCGUUCAAAGCACACAAAACCGCGCAGGAAGAUGACAAUUGGGUUAGUGCGGUCGUACGAUCUAAUCCACUUGGAUCUAAAAAGCCAUUAAAGGUCCAAGAGCUCGAACCCGCACAAGCACGGACAGAUGAUUUUGCAGGCUUCGAAGAAACUGUAAGCCAAGUGGAAGCCAACCUUUCAAUGGUGCAAGGAAUCGAUAAGGAAGCGAUGUCUGAUGAUUUAAUAUCAUUUGUAGACUGCUCGGACACAUCCUCAGAUACGGAUGAGAACAACUUUAAACUGGAAACUCGGCUAGCAAAUAAGAUAUUAAUUGGUGAAGCCCCACAGCCAGAUGAUACGAUUGGUAGCGAGGUACAGAAAGCUGAGGUUCCUUCCCAAACUCAGCAGAUUUCUGAAGAAAUCUUAAAACUACCCGAAACCUACGCUGAGUCGGAACUUUCAAUGACAACAUCUGAAUGGUCGGACUUAGACAUUGAUAUUGAAGAAAUAUUAGCAACACCUCCGCCUCCGUUGUGCUUCCCCAACGCGCCACAACCGGAACUUCCAAUUGGGUUUUACGAACAGGUCGAUUCCAACGCGACAACUGACUCGAUCGCCGGAGCCCAACAGCCAGAUGAUUCAAUAAGUUCAAACAUUCCCGACGUUGAAUUUAGCUCGGCAACUGACCUCUUCUUGACUGAAGCAACUCAGCAGCUCCAUAUGACGGACGCCCCACAACCAUAUCGAAGUAUUUCCGCCGUCAAGUUGCGCUCAAGUUUUCCUAGAGACCAACAACCGGCUGUGUCAAUAUGGCCAGGAAUGGAAUUUGGUGCUGCGAAUCCAGGAACUGGACCACCUGUUCCAAUAUGGGCAAAUGUUCCUGAGGUAGAAUUAUCUUCAGCAUCUAGUAUGUCGUUGACGGAAUCCCUACAACCAGCUUCAAGUAUUUCCGACGUGGAAUUCCGCUCGGUAACUCAGCUGUCCUCGCCUGGACCAGAUCUUCCACUUGAGCCCUACAGUUCUACAUUUAAGCCAGUCGUCGAUUCACGAUCGGCAGCUCUGUCGGCCGACCUAUCCAGCGAUAUUCCCGACGUAGAACUUUUUUCAGCAGGUCGGCUUUGCCAAAUCUCGUUCGGCGAGUCAGCUGAACAGCGCUCGGGUCGCCGAAACAAUUGUUCCAAAGUGGACAGGCAAAGCUUCCAGCAUACCCGACGUCGGAUAUCGUUCGGCCACUCGGCUGUCCAGCCGUGGGAUCUUCGCCAAAUUGGAUUCUUCUAA
This is a messenger RNA of Drosophila montana, 3734 nucleotides long. RefSeq lists its product as uncharacterized. The transcript has 3 exons. Bases 312 to 3734 code for a protein of 1140 amino acids. NCBI's taxonomy places the organism in Eukaryota, Metazoa, Arthropoda, Insecta, Diptera, Drosophilidae. The record is from RefSeq and is a predicted model, not a curated record.